Adineta ricciae is the source of this 1356-nucleotide messenger RNA. The record is from the annotation of a GenBank genome assembly. Lineage: Eukaryota; Metazoa; Rotifera; Eurotatoria; Adinetida; Adinetidae.
AUGCAAGUGCGUACGAAUCUUAUUUCUUCGCGAAAUUCUGAUCAAAUAGUUCCAAUCGACGAUGAUACGAAUUGUUCAUCAUCGGUUCCAUCGAACGGGUUGAUCAGAAUAAAAUCAAAUCGACUUCAACUAAUCGUACUACGAUGCAUCUUCUUCGCAGCUUUAAUCUCAAUCAUCCUGGUAACAUACUUCAUUUUCAGUCGUGAUUAUUCAUCAUCAUCGUCCUCCAAUAAUCAAGCAACUACUAUUGAAGUCAGUUCUACCAUCACACAAUUUCCUACAUAUGUAACAACAGCAAUGAGUACAAAAAGACAAAAGUGCCAGUCGUUUUCAUUCGAUCCUUACGUUUCGUACAGUUCAAAUAACAAACCAUGGAGCAUCGCCCUCGGCGAUUUCAAUCGUGAUAAUCAUCUCGACAUCGUUAUUAGCAAAACUGAAAACUACGAACUUGGCCUCUAUUUCGGUUUUGGCAACGGAACAUUUGCAGCACAAAUGACUAUCUCUGCUGGCAGCACCCUUUUUUACGUUACCACUGCAGAUCUCAAUAACGACAACUACACGGAUAUCAUUACAGUCGAAGGUAGUGAUAACAGGAUUGGCGUGUUUAUUGGGCAUGGUGACGGAACGUUCGGUCGACGAAAGACAUUUCCUACUGGUUAUUACCCGUAUUGGGUUGAUACCGGGGAUUUUAAUGGUGAUGGAUACAUAGAUCUGAUCACUGCUAAUUCUUAUGAUAAAACUGUUACUUUAUUGUUAGGCGAUGGACGUGGAAAUUUUGCAACACAGCGUAAUAUAACUGCAGGUGAUAUUGUUACCGGAGUUGUUGUUGCCGAUUUUAAUCUCGAUAAUCAUCUGGAUUUUGCGGUUACAGAAUUCCGAGAUUAUACGAUGAGUGUCUUUCUUGGUACAGGCAGCGGUCUAUUUCAAGCAAGACAAUCUUUCUCAACUGAAAAUAAUCCAUGGGGUUUAGCAAGUGGCGAUUUCAACGGCGACAAGUACAUGGAUAUCGUGGUUGUUAAUGAACGAGCUAAUUCCAUUAGUGUGUUUAUUAACAAUCGCAACGGCACGUUUCAAUCUCAAAUGGUUUAUUCCACAGAUGCUUCAGCCAUAUCGGUAACUGUUGGUGACAUGAAUAAUGAUACAUAUAUCGAUAUUAUUGUUGGAAUUAACUAUAAAAAUUAUGUGAACAUUUAUCGCGGGUUCGGGAACGGAAGCUUCGAUUUCCCGAUGAAAUUCUACACUGACUGGUGGAUACUAUUUGUUGCAACUGGCGAUUUUAAUGGCGAUCAUCGACCGGAUAUUGCUGUGCUAAGCGAAUACACGGAAGCUUUGAAUAUUCUUUUGAACUCUUGCUAA